Tuber melanosporum (Perigord truffle) is the source of this 1451-nucleotide messenger RNA. RefSeq lists its product as uncharacterized. The record is from RefSeq and is a predicted model, not a curated record. Gene Ontology annotation, molecular function: alpha-(1->6)-fucosyltransferase activity. NCBI's taxonomy places the organism in Eukaryota, Fungi, Ascomycota, Pezizomycetes, Pezizales, Tuberaceae. The transcript has 2 exons. Gene Ontology annotation, biological process: protein N-linked glycosylation. Bases 1 to 1401 code for a protein of 466 amino acids.
AUGCCUUCCCCAUCACAAACAAACCCUCGCUACCGCAGCGCAGCCGAGGAGCCCUUCCUCCGGCAGCGCGAGAAGGAUGACAAGUUGCGGCGUGCGAGUCCGGGGCUGACCCGCGGGAGGGUAUUCCUGAUCGCGAUCACCCUCUCAACCAUGGCCUGGCUCCUCCUGGUAUUCCAACCCUCCGCCUCUCCGAAGCCUAGCAAGAUCGACCCGGCGAGCAUAACGAGCGUGGAACCCACCCUGCUGGACUACGGUGAGGGGAACCAGAAAUGGACGUGGAAGUUGCCCGCAAAUCUUGGCGGUCUGCUGCGGCCGCAUGUGUACAGUGAGAUGUGCCGUGCCGCUAGACGGGCGAGUGAUGUCGCUGCAGGACACGGGAGACAUGCGCAUCAUGGGUAUUACUGGGUCGACGAGCACUUUUUGAAUCCCAGGGUGGAGGACGAAGCGGCUCUGAGGGGAGUUUGUGAAAGGAGCUUGACGUACAUGCUUGACUCUUCGGACCCGGGACUUGGGGGAAUGUUGCUAGGUUUGUGGAGCGCGUACGGUUUGGCGAUGAGUGAGAACAGGACGUUUUUUGUAGACGAUAGUAAUUGGUCCUGGGGAACUUAUGCCACCUACUUCCUCCCGAAAAAACCCACCUGCCGCCCUCCACCACCUAACCUUGUCAUCCCCUGCUUGAACCAGGUCCCGCACCUGCUCGUGGCACACUCAACCACAAGCGCAACAUUCGGCCACGCGUUCACGGACUUCUUUGAAGAUGCGAGGAAAAUGAGAGUCCAGCGGCAGCACAAGAUCUUCGCGCUUGCAAGGAGUGGGUAUGAAUCGCUGUUCAGACUGCGCCUGUCACCGGCCGAUGAGGAGGCUGUUGAGGUGCGGAAGAAGCAGGUGAAAGAAGAACGCGGCAACGAGAAAGUGCUAGCGGUGCAAAUUCGCCGGGGUGAUGGUAAGGAUAAAGCUUUCGAAUGGAGGGGGACAGGGCACGUGCCUGUGUCUCGCUAUGCAGACUUGAUAUCUGCUGCUUCCGCUGCCGCCGGGGGCAACACCACCGUCCUCAUAUCAUCUGACGAUCCGGCAAUCUACUCCCUCCCGGAAUUCGUGAAUUAUACUCCCGCUCAACCAGUACCUUCCUCGCCAACCACCCGCAGUCGACUGCCCGGCGGCUGGACCAGACAGACCUUUGAGAACGCGCGUGCUAGCGGGAGCGAAGCGGUGACCGACCUGGCCAGGGAGUACUUCCGCGACGUCAAGAUCCUUGGCGAGACCGCUAGCGGGCUCUUCUGCGGCGGGAAUGGGAAUACGUGUAGGGUUUUGGCGGUCAUCAUGGGCUGGCAAACGGCGGUGGAGGAGGAGGGGUGGGUUAAUGUUGAUGAUGGGAGGGGGUGGUUUGGGAUUGAUUGGUAAUGUAGGUGGGGGGUAUGAUAGGUUGUGUAUGAUAAUAUAGCAUUUUUUUC